Cavia porcellus (domestic guinea pig) is the source of this 1707-nucleotide messenger RNA. It is a transcript of the gene Cblc, whose product is annotated as Cbl proto-oncogene C. NCBI's taxonomy places the organism in Eukaryota, Metazoa, Chordata, Mammalia, Rodentia, Caviidae. Gene Ontology annotation, cellular component: plasma membrane; membrane raft. The transcript has 12 exons. Bases 66 to 1559 code for a protein of 497 amino acids. Gene Ontology annotation, biological process: cell surface receptor signaling pathway; negative regulation of epidermal growth factor-activated receptor activity. The record is from RefSeq and is a predicted model, not a curated record. Gene Ontology annotation, molecular function: SH3 domain binding; phosphotyrosine residue binding; ubiquitin protein ligase activity.
CCGCGCCCCCGCCGCCAGCGCCCAGCAGCUGCCCUCACCGGUGCGUGCCCGGGCGCCCGGGGACCAUGGCAGCCGCGGCGGGCCCGCGAGGGGGGCAGUGGGCAGAGCAGCGUGCGCUCGGCCGGGCGGUGAGGCUGCUGCAGAGCCUGGAGGAGCAGUGCGGGGACCCCCGGCUGGCCAUGGGGCCGCCCUCGCUGCGGGACCUGCUGCCCAGCACCGUGCGCCUCCUGCGGGCGGUGGCCAGAGUCCGCCACGACGCCGGCCCGGGCGGCUCGGAGGGUCCGGGGGGCGCCUGGAACUUCCUGCAGGUGUUCCUGGCCAACCUGGAGGCCAAGGCCAAGCAGGUGGCCGGGCUCCUGCCAGGCCGAGGACGACGGGGAGCCAGCGACGACCUCUUCCUGGAGGGCUCCAGGCUCAGGCAGCAGCUGGCCAAGCUGGCCCUCAUCUUCAGCCACAUGCACGCGGAGCUGGGCGCGCUCUUCCCCAAGGGAAAGUACUGUGGGGACCACUACCAGGUCACCAAGGCAGAAGCCCACGCUUUCUGGAGGGAGCACUGCGGUGCCCGCUGUGUGCUGCCCUGGGCCGAGUUCCAGGCACUGCUGAACACCUGUCACGCUGUGGAACCUGGCGCCACUGCCCAGGCCCUGUGCUCCACCAUGGACCUCACCUUCAGUGGCCACGUGUCCAUCUUCGAGUUUGACAUUUUCACCAGGCUCUUCCAGCCAUGGCCAACGCUGCUCAAGAACUGGCAGCUCCUAGCUGUCAACCACCCGGGCUACAUGGCCUUCCUGACAUAUGAUGAUGUACAGGCCCGCCUGCAGGCCUACAGAGACAAGCCAGGCAGCUACAUCUUCCGGCCCAGCUGCACCCGCCUGGGGCAGUGGGCCAUCGGGUACGUGAACUCGGACGGCAGCAUCCUGCAGACCAUCCCUCCCAGCGGACCCCUGUCCCUGGUGCUCCUCGAAGGACAGAAGGACGGCAACUUCCUCUACCCAGACGGGAAGAACCGCAACCCAGACCUGACAGCGCUCUGCCUGGCUGCACCCCAGCAGCACAUCCACGUGUCAGAGGAACAGCUGCAGCUCUACUGGGACAUGGAUUCCACAUUCGAGCUGUGCAAGAUCUGUGCCGAAAGGGACAAGGACGUGAGGAUCGAGCCCUGCGGACACCUGCUCUGCAGCCAUUGCCUGGCUGCCUGGCAGCACAAGGACAGCCAGACGUGCCCCUUCUGCCGCCGUGAGAUCAAGGGCUGCGAGGCCGUGAGCUUCUAUCGGUUCACCGGAGGCACAGUGGAGGGCAAGGCCAGUGCCGUGGACACAGACCCCAGCCGUGACCAGGAGAGCGUGGAGCGGGAGCAGGUGGCCCCUCCUGCUCCUCCUCUGCCCCCUCGGGGAGAUCUGCCCCCCAGGAGACCCAGAAGUGAACACCAGCUGGAGGUGGCACCCCUGGCACUCCCCCGACUCCGGGCCCCCAUUCCCUUGCCGAGAACCAGGGCCGUAGCCCAGUGGAGUGGCGGCUCCAGGGCCCAGGCCACCGAGGGGGCCGCAGGAAACUCCUAAAGGAAGUGCACCCCUCCAGCUGCCUCUGUGGGCCCCCCCACCCCCGCAGGCUCCCAGGCCUUGAAGCCAGGGUGCCCAGAUGCGCUGCUACAACGGACCCUCAGGGGCUGGAAGGGGUUUGUGAUCCGAAAUAAAGUCCCAAGCCUGA